This is a messenger RNA of Triticum dicoccoides, 1741 nucleotides long. Its product is annotated as probable polygalacturonase. Gene Ontology annotation, biological process: carbohydrate metabolic process. Gene Ontology annotation, molecular function: polygalacturonase activity. The record is from RefSeq and is a predicted model, not a curated record. NCBI's taxonomy places the organism in Eukaryota, Viridiplantae, Streptophyta, Magnoliopsida, Poales, Poaceae. The transcript is spliced from 3 exons. The coding region runs from base 182 to 1555 and encodes 457 amino acids.
AGCAACAAACCCCUUUCUCGCCCCCACAUCAUCUUCCUCCUCCUCCUCCCCAUGACGGCGACAUGUCCUCCGAUCCAACCGCAAAAGCCGAGCGCCUCGCGUGCGGUUCCUUCCCACCCCAUGCUCCCACAGCAGCUCCACCAUCGCUAGCUCGGGGACGAGCACAAGCGUCAACACCGCAAUGGCGGCACCCCCUCUCCUCCUGCUCGCGGCCCUCCUGCUGCUGCUCCCGGCCGCCGCGCGGUCCGCGCCCGCCCGCGUCUUCUCCGUCGCGGACUACGGCGCGGCGGGCGACGGGUCGCGCUACGACACGGCGGCCAUCCAGGCGGCCGUCGACGCCUGCGCGGCGGCGGGGGGCGGCCGCGUGCUCCUCCCGGCGCCCGGGGACUACCUGACGGCGACCGUGCGCCUCCGCUCGCGCGUGGUGCUCGAGGUAGCCCCCGGCGCGCGGCUGCUGGGCGGGACCCGGCAGCGGGACUACCCGCCCGAGUUCCGCCGCUGGUACGUCGUGCUGGCCGAGAACACCACCGGCGCGGGCGUCACCGGCGGCGGCGAGAUCAACGGCCAGGGCGGCGCCUUCGUGGUCACGCCCAGCGCGCAGAAGAACGUCAUGGUCAGCUGGAACGCCACGGGGGACUGCCUGGGCGACGAGUGCCGCCCGCGGCUCCUCGGCUUCAUCGACUCCAAGGACGUCGCGGUCCAUGACAUCACCCUCAACCAGCCGGCCCUGUGGUGCCUGCAUCUUGUCAGGUGUGACAACUCGGUGAUCCGCAAUGUCUCUAUAUACGGGGAUUUCGACACUCCUAACAAUGACGGGAUUGACAUCGAAGAUUCAAACAACACGGUCAUCACCGAUUGCCACAUAGACACCGGAGAUGAUGCGAUCUGCCCAAAGUCUAGCACAGGGCCUGUUUACAACUUGACAGCAACAAAUUGCUGGAUCCGUACUAAAUCGUGCGCUAUCAAAUUUGGAAGUGCAAGCUUUUUCAACUUUGAGAAGCUGCUCUUUGACAACAUUACUAUAGUUGAUUCGCAUCGAGGACUUGGAAUGCAGAUCCGUGAUGGAGGGAAUGUUAGUGAUGUGACAUUUUCAAACAUCAAAAUGAGGACUAGGUACUACCAUCCUUCAUGGUGGGGGAGAGCUGAACCGAUCUACAUCACUACCUGUCCAAGGCACCCUGAUUCCAAAGAAGGCACCAUUUCAGAUGUUCGUUUCAUCAACAUCUCAUCAGUAUCAGAAAACGGUGUUUUCCUGGCUGGAUCGAAGCACGGAUUGCUUCGCAACUUGAAGUUCAAGAAUGUUGAGCUGACCUACAAGAGGUGGACAAACUACACUGGGGGCCUGUAUGACUACAGACCUGGAUGCCGGAAGAUGGUGAAGCACAAGACUGGCGGUAUGAUGCUGGAGCACAUCUCAGGCCUGGAGGUUGACAAUGUCAGCAUGAGAUGGUGGAGAGGAAGCCUGGAAGGGUGGGAUGUUAACCCGCUCCUCUUCCGGCCAUCCACUAUUGACGGGCUGUCGUUCCACGAUUGGCAAUCGCUGGAUGUUCAAUAGCGGACCAGCUGAAUCUCACCCUUAUGUCGAUAUGUAUCAUGUAUCCACGAUGAAUAAGCCACGAUUCUUUGUGUGCUAUCUUUGAAUAAAAGAUCCCAAUUCAAAACAGCACACUUUGUUGAUUUCUGCAUACAUGGGGUAUUCUUUUGGGAAGAGUAUAAAUAAACGAUCCAAUCCCAAACAGCA